Messenger RNA from Desarmillaria tabescens, 3872 nucleotides. RefSeq names its product CPSF A subunit region-domain-containing protein. Gene Ontology annotation, biological process: mRNA splicing, via spliceosome. The record is from RefSeq and is a predicted model, not a curated record. Lineage: Eukaryota; Fungi; Basidiomycota; Agaricomycetes; Agaricales; Physalacriaceae. The transcript is spliced from 14 exons. The coding region runs from base 95 to 3736 and encodes 1213 amino acids. Gene Ontology annotation, cellular component: U2 snRNP; nucleus. Gene Ontology annotation, molecular function: protein binding; U2 snRNA binding.
CUUUUUCCUAAAACCAACCACGACCUUUUCUUUACCCAGUGUUCCGUUGCGUUCUUCACUGAACCGUGGCGGCCAUUGACCGCGCUCGACCGCCAUGCAUCUGUAUAAUCUUACGCUUCAGCCUCCAACGGCAAUUACACAAGCCAUCGUCGGCAAUUUUUCUGGCGCCAGACAGCAGGAAAUUAUCGUUUCUCAUGGAACACGCUUAGAAUUACUACGACCAGAUCCUCAGACAGGAAAGGUCUCGACAGUCAUUGCUACGGAUGUUUUUGGCUCCAUUAGAUCCUUGGCUGCCUUUCGACUAACGGGAGGGACGAAGGACUACGCAAUCGUAGGGUCUGACUCAGGCCGUAUCGUUAUUCUGGACUAUGAUCCAAAGACCAGUAACUUCGUCAAGCUUCACCAAGAGACAUUUGGUAAAUCCGGCGCGCGUCGUAUAGUGCCUAGUCAGUACCUGGCUACCGAUCCCAAAGGAAGAAGUGUCAUGAUAUCUGCCAUGGAAAAGAGCAAAUUAGUCUACAUUCUCAACCGAGAUGCUGCUGCCAACUUGACGAUCUCUUCACCUCUUGAAGCUCACAAAAAUUCAGCGAUUAUUCAUCAUAUUGUUGGACUGGAUGUCGGCUUCGAGAAUCCAAUGUAUGCUGCACUAGAAGUUGAUUACUCAGAGUCUGACCAAGACCCGACGGGCGAAGCCUUUAACCGCGCCGAAAAGAUGCUCACUUUUUAUGAGCUUGACUUGGGACUGAAUCAUGUUGUUCGCAAGUGGAGUGAACCUACUGAUCCUCGUGCAAAUCUACUCUUGCAAGUGCCGGGAGGUCAGCUGGCGUCCUCAGAUCGGUUUGACGGACCAUCUGGUGUGCUGGUGUGCUGCGAAGAUCACAUUAUAUACCGACAUAUGGACGCCCCUCAGCAUAGAGUUCCUAUACCUCGGCGAAAUGGUCCUUUGGAAGAUCCUAAUCGCAGCUUAAUCAUCACUGCUGCAGUCAUGCACAAGAUGAAGGGCGCAUUCUUCUUUUUGCUUCAAAGCGAAGAUGGCGAUUUAUUCAAGGUUACAAUUGAACAUGAAGAUGAGACAGUCAAAUCUCUGAAAAUCAAGUACUUUGACACAGUUCCAGUCGCGGCUAGUCUCUGUAUUCUUAAGUCUGGUUUUCUUUUUGUGGCGUCGGAGUUCGGUAACCACUAUUUGUAUCAGUUCCAGAAGCUAGGUGACGACGACGACGAGCCUGAAUUUAGUUCCACCUCGUACCCUUCGUUCGGAAUGGCCGACCCAACUGCGCCGCUACCGCAUGCUCAUUUCCGCCCUCGCCCGUUGGAUAACCUGGUUGUUGCUGACGAACUUGAAUCCUUGGAUCCUAUUCUUGAUUCGAAAGUUCUAUCCAGGCUUCCUAACUCAGAUACACCCCAGAUCUUUACAGCUUGCGGACGAGGCCCACGUAGUACCCUACGAACUUUGCGUCAUGGUCUUGAGGUGGAAGAAUCCGUGAGCUCCGAUCUACCUGGUAUACCAAAUGCCGUGUGGACAACGAAACGAACGGAAGACGAUCCCUUCGACUCUUAUAUCAUCCUGUCAUUUGUUAACGGAACACUGGUCCUUUCGAUCGGAGAAACGAUCGAAGAAGUGCAGGAUACGGGGUUCUUGUCUUCCGCGCCUACGCUUGCCGUUCAACAGAUAGGUUCCGAUGGUCUGCUACAGGUUCAUCCCAGCGGCAUUCGUCACGUUCUUGCUGACACCCGUGUAAACGAGUGGAAGGUUCCCCACGGCAAGACCAUCGUCAGCGCCACAACGAACAAACGGCAGGUGGUAGUUGCACUGAGUUCUGCCGAACUCGUGUACUUCGAGUUGGAUUUGGACGGUCAACUGAAUGAAUAUCAAGACCGCAAAGCAAUGGGAAGUACGGUUCUGGCAUUGAGCAUAGGCGAAGUCCCUGAAGGUCGUCAAAGAACUCCUUUCCUAGCCGUGGGAUGUGAGGACCAGACUGUCCGCGUCAUUUCACUUGAUCCCGAGAGCACGCUAGAAACAAUCAGUUUGCAAGCUCUUACGGCCCCGCCUUCAUCCAUUUGCAUUGCAGAUAUGCUUGACGCCAGCAUCAAUAAGUUGCAGCCGACGAUGUUUGUUAAUAUUGGCUUGCAAAACGGAGUACUCCUUCGAACCGUAUUGGAUCCGACUAACGGUCAGCUUACUGAUACCCGUACCCGUUUCCUAGGAACGAGGCCGAUUCGUCUAAUCCGCGUCCAAAUUCAACAGAAUCCGGCAAUUUUAGCAUUGUCAUCCCGCUCGUGGCUCAAUUACACGCAUCAAAACCUCAUGCAUUUCACGCCUUUGAUUUUCGAAAACUUUGAUUAUGCCUGGGGCUUUUCUGCAGAGCUCAGCCCAGAGGGUCUCAUUGGGAUCACGGGAAGCACGUUACGGAUUUUCCAGAUUCCUAAGUUGGGUACAAAACUGAAAGCAGAUUCGAUCCCGCUCUCCUAUACUCCCCGAAAGUUUAUUACGCAUCCGCAUAAUGAAUAUUUCUACAUCAUUGAAGGAGACCACCGCACGUUGGGUGACGAUGCAGCAACCAGGAAACUGGCGGAAUUGCGCAAGCAAGGCAAAAAGAUUGAUGAAGAGGUCGUCAAUUUGCCUGUAACAGAAUUUGGCCGGCCAAAAGCCGCAGCAGGCAAUUGGGGUUCAUGUAUUCGAAUUGUGGAUCCAGUUGAGGCAAAAACGGUUGCCGAAGUGCAGCUGGAUGGUAAUGAGGCCGCGUUCUCUCUUGCCAUUGUUCCUUUCUCUGCAAGGAACGGAGAACUGCACCUGGUUGUAGGGACUGCAGCUGACACCGUUGUUUCGCCAAGAUCCUGCAGUACUGGAUACUUCUGCACAUACAAGUUCACUGAUGAUGGUGCUGGCUUGCAAUUAUUGCACAAGACUGAAACAGAUGACGUUCCUUUGGCUCUAAUGGCAUUCCAAGGCCGUCUGGUUGCUGGCGUCGGGAAGGCCCUACGGAUAUACGAUAUUGGGAAGAAGAAGCUGCUGCGCAAGGUUGAAAAUAAGACCUUUGCAUCACCCAUCGUCAGUCUUAAUACUCAGGGUUCCAGAAUCAUUGUUGGCGAGAUGCAGGAAUCAGUAUCAUUCGCCGUUUAUAAGGCACCUGAAAAUCGCUUGCUCGUUUUCGCGGACGAUAGCCAGCCGCGGUGGAUAUCCGCUGUCACUAUGGUUGACUACAAUACUGUGGCAUGCGGUGAUCGUUUCGGCAAUGUCUUUGUCAAUCGUCUCGACUCCAAAGUGUCCGACCAAGUCGAUGAUGAUCCAUCCGGCGCUGGAAUACUGCAUGAAAAGGGUCAGCUGAUGGGUGCACCUCACAAGACGAAAAUGCUCUGUCACUUCCACGUUGGGGACCUUCUGACCUCGAUACACAAGGUAUCCCUGGUCGCCGGUGGUCGUGAGGUUCUGCUUUACACAGGCUUGCAUGGAACCAUCGGUAUCCUUGUUCCUUUUGUAUCGAAGGAGGACGUAGAUUUCAUAUCAACAUUGGAGCAGCAUAUGCGGACGGAGCAAGCCAGCUUGGUCGGGAGAGAUCAGCUGAGUUGGCGUGGAUACUAUACGCCAGUGAAGGCUGUGGUAGAUGGUGACCUUUGCGAGACGUUCGCUACGCUGCCAGGACCUAAACAGAGUGCUAUCGCUGGAGAGUUGGAUCGAUCUGUAGGCGAAGUGCUCAAAAAGCUAGAGCAGUUGCGAGUGACCGCGAGUGGGUUUUAGGAUAUUUGCUUCUUUGCUGGUAAUUGCUGUGAUUAUUUGCACCGACUGUAUUUAAUUGUAUUAUGUAUUCACGGUGCUGCAGCUUCAAGGUGGUUAGAGAAAUUGGUAUUAUUUCACUGACAUUGGUCCCUGACAA